Molecule: messenger RNA, 890 nt
Organism: Sciurus carolinensis (gray squirrel)
Lineage: Eukaryota; Metazoa; Chordata; Mammalia; Rodentia; Sciuridae
Gene: Grap
Product: GRB2 related adaptor protein
Exons: 5
Coding region: 95-748 (217 amino acids)
Molecular function (GO): protein binding
Source: RefSeq, a predicted model, not a curated record
UCAAAACAAAGGAAGACGGUCCUUUAACUGCAGAGGAAGCAGGAAGCUGCUGGCCCUGCUCUAAGUCCAGCUGCUAGAGCUUGUGGACAGCGGGAUGGAGUCUGUGGCCCUGUACAGUUUCCAGGCCACGGAGAGCGAUGAGCUGGCCUUCAACAAGGGGGACACACUCAAGAUCCUGAACAUGGAAGACGACCAGAACUGGUACAAGGCGGAGCUCCGGGGUGCCGAGGGUUUCAUUCCCAAGAACUACAUCCGUGUCAAGCCCCACCCGUGGUACUCGGGCAGGAUUUCCAGGCAGCUGGCAGAAGAGAUUCUGAUGCAGCGGAACCAUCUGGGAGCCUUCCUGAUCCGGGAGAGUGAGAGCUCCCCUGGGGAAUUCUCCAUCUCUGUGAACUAUGGGGACCAGGUGCAGCACUUCAAGGUGCUGCGGGAGGCCUCGGGGAAGUACUUCUUGUGGGAAGAGAAGUUCAACUCCCUAAACGAGCUGGUUGACUUCUACCGAACGACCACUAUUGCCAAGAGGCGGCAGAUCUUCCUGCGGGAUGAGGAGCCCCUUCUCAAGUCACCCCGGGCCUGCUUUGCCCAGGCCCAGUUUGACUUCUCAGCCCAGGACCCUUCACAGCUCAGCUUCCGUCGCGGUGACAUCAUUGAGGUCCUGGAGCGCCCAGACCCCCACUGGUGGAGGGGUCAGUACGGUGGGCGUGUUGGCUUCUUCCCGCGGAGCUACGUCCAGCCGGUGCAUCUGUGACCUUGCAAGUUGCAGGCAGAGCCAGCAGCCCCUUCAGUCAAGAGGCCUUUUUACAGGAACUGAGGUCCAGAGAGAGGAAGUGGACACCCUGCCUCCAGGUCCACAGGGCUCAGCGGGAAGCCUUGCACUGAAGCACUGAACU